CAUUCCAGCUGCAAGACAUUCUGUUUUCUCGCAGCCCGUUGGGGAGGAGAGAGAGAGCGCAACGAGCAAGAGUACAGAGAAGCUCAGUCUGUCUGCUGCAAGUUUAAAACCUGAGCCACGCAGCUAAGCUUAGUGCAACCACUGAAUGACCCACUGAAAAUAGAGAAAAAAAAAAAAAAGGAAGACGGAAAGGGGACACAGAAAUAAGCAUAUAUACAAGACACCGGGUCAUUUUAAAGAAAUGUGAAGAACAGACAUAGGAAGAGCCGGGAUGUAAAACAAAACAAAAAGUAAAUAAAACUCCUAACUUGUCAAGAUUCUUGAAAAAGUUUAAGUAGAAAGUCUACUUAAAACUGCUUAACCAUAAAAAGACAUUGCGAUAUUCUAAAUCGAACAGAGAAGUGGAUUGCUUGGUUUGCCCAUACUCACUGGAUUGAUUUCAGCACCGAGGGGAAGAAAUGAUGCGGCUCUGAACUGGAGUAUCGCUUACAGGAAAGAAGCCUGGCCUCAAACAAACAAGAGACAUUUCCCAGAUACGCUAUACAGUGGCACUUGAAACAAAAGCAAACCUAUUAUUUUCACACAACAGAUUGCACAUUACUAAAGAAAUAACAUUUCUGGUCUCUUUCUAUUUGGAAAUACAGCACAGUGACGACUAGGAGAUUACAGCUUAAUGAUGUCGUACAAAACAAGUCAUUAAAACCUCAGUAGAUUUUUAUUCUUAAAUCUUUAGUUUUGGUUCUGGCUUGCCCACCCGCCUGCCUUAUAGAUUGAAACCCAGCAAACUGCAGACCCCCUUGGACCGCGGGCCCUGUGACCAUGCUGGCUAAGCCCCAGGAUACACCGGGACCAGCGAAGACAGGGAAACACGUGAACAACAAAGACAUGUCAGAGCAUGGUGGGAGCAUCUCUCUGCAGGACAGCCAGAUGCAGUGGCCUUUCGUCCUAGCUGCCAAUUCCUCCUAUGCAUCGUCCUUCCAGCCACCAAGGCCGAGUGCACUGGUGGGGGCGCCGGGGGCUGCCCAAGGAGGAGGAGGAGAGGAACUGUGCUGGGCUGCCCUGCUCAUCAUUGUGUUCAUCAUCCCCACCCUCGGAGGCAACAUACUGGUGAUCCUGGCUGUCUCGCUGGAGAGGAAGCUGCAGAACGCCACCAAUUACUUCCUGAUGUCGCUGGCGGUGGCAGACUUGCUGGUUGGGCUCUUGGUCAUGCCCAUUGCUCUCACCACUGUGCUCUUCAACUCCGAGUGGCCUCUGCCCACCUCACUCUGCCCUAUCUGGAUAUUCCUGGACGUUCUCUUCUCCACAGCCUCAAUCAUGCAUCUCUGUGCAAUCUCCCUGGAUCGCUACAUCGCCAUCAAGAAGCCCAUUCAGCACAGCCAGUUCAAAUCAAGAGCUAAAGCCAUGGGCAAGAUAGCCGUGGUGUGGCUGAUUUCUAUAGGAAUUGCCAUUCCCAUUCCAAUCAAAGGCCUUCAAGACGAAUCCAACACCUUCAAAAAUAAGACAUGUCUGCUGAACAGCGAUCGGUUCUGGGGGUUCAUUAUCUUCGGCUCUACAGCAGCUUUCUUUGUCCCGCUGGCCAUCAUGAUGGUCAUCUACCUGCUGACCAUCCAGGUUCUGCGGAAAAAGGCCUACCUGCUCAGAUUCAAGACGCACCAGCGCUUCACUUGGUCAACUGUGUCCACCAUCUUCCAAAGGGAGCUGCCACCAUCAGGGUCCUCACCAGAGCAGGUGGCCAUGCUUGACAGCUCCAGGAAAGAGAAUGUCCAACCCAAUGUCCGCGUCAAUAACAACCACAUCACCAGGGAAGAGAUACCUAUCAGGAGGAUGUCAGCCAUGGGCAAGAAGUCCAUGCAGAACAUCAGCAAUGAGCAGCGGGCUUCCAAAGUCUUGGGUAUUGUCUUCUUCCUCUUUGUAGUCAUGUGGUGCCCAUUCUUUAUCACCAACGUAGCCUCUGUGUUUUGCGAGACCUGCAGUCAGGAGAUUUUAGGCAGGCUAAUGGACAUCUUUGUCUGGGUAGGGUAUGUUGCCUCUGGCAUCAACCCUCUUGUCUACACACUCUUCAAUAAGACAUUUCGGAAGGCUUUCAGCCGAUACAUCACUUGCGACUAUGGUGGGUCUACGCCACCCAAGGUGCAUCGCAAGACAUUAACUAGGAUCUCCUUUCGCUCAUCCAUGGCAGAGAACUCCAAGCUCUUUAUGAAGCAUGGUAUGAGGAAUGGUAUUAGUCCAGUGCCCUACCAAAGUCCAUUGCGCCUAAGGCCUGCACCAACAUGCAUCCAGUCUUCCACCACUAUCCUGCUGGACACCUUAUUCCUCACCGAGAACGAGGGAGGCAAGCAAGAGGAGCAGGUCAGCUACGUGUAGCCGAUUGUUAGUGCCACUGCUAUACAUUUGUGUUAGGCUUUCCUGAAGAAGAGGCAACUCCCAGGCAAAAAGACAUUGGUACAGCCAGGAUUUCUGCUGGUUAUGGCACUGCGCCAGCCAAAUGAGCUCUAGAUGGUCACCCAUGAGCUAAAAAAGAAAGGCAGGACCUACUAAUAUUCCACUGUAAGGAGCAGAUUUUAGGCUCUCCGACUAUUUAAAAAAAAAACAAAAAAAAACUAAAAA
This is a messenger RNA of Acipenser ruthenus (sterlet), 2607 nucleotides long. RefSeq names its product 5-hydroxytryptamine receptor 2B-like. The transcript has 4 exons. Bases 820 to 2364 code for a protein of 514 amino acids. Gene Ontology annotation, biological process: heart development; G protein-coupled receptor signaling pathway, coupled to cyclic nucleotide second messenger; chemical synaptic transmission. Gene Ontology annotation, molecular function: neurotransmitter receptor activity; G protein-coupled serotonin receptor activity. The record is from RefSeq and is a predicted model, not a curated record. Lineage: Eukaryota; Metazoa; Chordata; Actinopteri; Acipenseriformes; Acipenseridae. Gene Ontology annotation, cellular component: plasma membrane; dendrite.